This is a messenger RNA of Phaedon cochleariae (mustard beetle), 1567 nucleotides long. The record is from the annotation of a GenBank genome assembly. Lineage: Eukaryota; Metazoa; Arthropoda; Insecta; Coleoptera; Chrysomelidae.
CUAGCCCACUGUGGAUUCAUUGAGCUGUGUGGUGUUGUUUUUGUUGUUCAUUCGGACCCUAGAAUCGGGAUAAUUCUCUGGAAACCCUCAAUUUUUCCUUCCAUCUGGAAUGUCGCUCCCUUCAACAUGAAUAGCAAAGUGGAUGUCCUGUGGAUGCCUACUUCACUUGCACUGCUGUUGCAGUUCAUUUUCACAAGUGGGAAACUAAGUGGUGAUAACAUUUGUUUAACAGAAGAAAUAUAUUUGGUAAAUGUCACAGAAUAUUAUUUGAGGAAUGUCACGGUAAGGAAUUACCAGUGGUGUUACAAUGUUCCACCUCGAUGUUCCUUCUACACAACUAGAAACAUAAACGAUACACGAAUUGUAGAAAGGAAUCAAACACGAACGAAUGAAAACUGUUGUCCAGGAUAUACUCAAAUUGAUGAUAAAUGUAUCAGCAGUAAAUGUUUAAGAUGCGAAAACGGAGUUUGUGAAGAUGGAGCAUGUAUUUGUUCAUCUGGCUUCAAAGGAACCACAUGUAAAGUAGCAUGCGAUAUUGGAGAAUGGGGGCCAAGCUGUUUAGAAAAAUGUGACUGCAACCUUACUUGCGAUUCCUUAAAUGGUUGCAUAGAAGACAGAAAGAAGAGCGAUCAUUCAGCUCCAGAAUCUGAAGAUAUACUCAGCAUUACCACUGUCACACCAAAUGAAACCAUUCCUUCACAUUCUGGAACAGCUGGGGUAGCUGAAGAAACUGAAGAAUUUGUUGAAACAUCUUCAGAACCAUUCAGAGAAACAAGUACUGAUUCUAGUAGUGGUCCAAAUAUGGAACCAAUCAGAGAAAAAUUGCAAGAACCUGAGAGAAUUUUGGACAGACAUCUAUCAGAAGAAGUGGAAGAGAUCCAUAGCAAAUUCGAAGAAGGAUAUGACAUACCCGUGGAAAUCAUGUUUGAAGAUCAAGUGCAGCAUGAUUCUUCCUUGAAGACCACUACGGAUCAAACCACUCAAGAAACCUUCACUUUUGUGUUUCGUGUUGAGACACCCUACCACUACAACGCCAAUCGAAGCUUGUUGAACACUUAUUUGAAAUUGGUGAUUCCAAUUUUCGCUUUAUUGGUUUUGGUAGCCUUGAUACUAGGGAUCUACUAUGUUUCAAGGAUGGGCGAUAGGAAGUUGAUGCGGAACAAGGGAAAUAAGGCUCCAGCGGUCAGAAUGAGAAGUAUUUUGGAUGAUCCCCUGCCAGAUCCUCCUACACAUGAGACUGAGAAUACGAAGUAUCUAACUUCGUGUGAAUAUAGAACUGCAAAAACGAUAGGAGCGCCAACGUUUGAAACACGUAUAAUCUGCAAUAUGGAACAAAAACCAUCAGAUAGACCAGCAAGUGACUGUCGGGAGUUUAUCUACGAUCAUCCACGUUCUUCAAGUCAUAGAGCAAGUUCGCCAACAGAUGUCACCAAAAUCCCUGCCACUUCUCGUUCGGAACCAGUCUAUGAUGAGAUUAUUAUCGAAAAUCCAUUUUUGUAUAUACACUGAAGCAAAAUUAUCUGCAACAAUGAUUAUGUGAUGUAUUCAUUAUUAAAAUUGUAUAUUC